This is a messenger RNA of Physcomitrium patens, 3007 nucleotides long. Its product is annotated as small RNA degrading nuclease 5. NCBI's taxonomy places the organism in Eukaryota, Viridiplantae, Streptophyta, Bryopsida, Funariales, Funariaceae. Gene Ontology annotation, molecular function: nucleic acid binding; exonuclease activity. Gene Ontology annotation, cellular component: nucleus. The record is from RefSeq and is a predicted model, not a curated record.
GCUUAACUCUACCUCCACCUCUCAUGCACCGCUGAAUCCUCAGUAAUCACGGCGGCCCAGGUCCCAGCGCCAGUGGUGGUGCAUCCUUGCUCCCGAUUGUUGUAGAUCACCACCAACAAUCGCAGAGCAGAUCUCCUCAACGCUUAUGCUUCAAACCACGUUUCAAAACAUACCAAAUUUCCUCGGGACCGACAACUCCAAUGGCUGUACAGGAUGCAUCACAAGAAUACGUCAAAACUGAAGCAGAAAGAGCAUAAGUUCGCGAAAAGCAUACACAGAAACUCUACUCCAGGGUUCAUGUAGUUGGGGUCAUAUGGCGGCUAUAUGCACUCCAGUUCUGAUUGCCACAAACUCUCAUGUACCGUAUCUGCCCAAUAAGUUUCAGGAGAUUUGGAACGGAGACGUAAUGCAUUGCCGUCCUUGUGGGGUUGUGGCGGGAGCGCGCCAUUUUGGAGGAGUGAAUGGUGUUGGAAGAUUUAAUGUCUAAUUUAUUGGAGUGAGCCGGAGGAUAUUUGAGAUUGGACUCCAGGGUUUUGGGGUUUGAUUUAGGGUUUUGGAGAGUUGGAUAGUCCAGGCGUGAAUUUAGACCGAGACAGUUAGUGUUUGGAAUUAGUCGACGGGAAGACCAAUGUAUUACCGAGUUUUAUGAGGUCUAGGGCAAGGGUUGUUGCACAAUUUGCGUGGAAUUUGUCAUGUGGUGAUUGAUGGCGAGUGAAAAAGCCGCUAUGGCGGUGGUAGGAGCUGAUGAGGGACGACAUGAGAGCUCUACAGAGCAAUCAAGCGUGAAAUGUAACCGGCGCGCGCUCAAGAAGAAAAAGCAGCUUCUCGCUAUAGAUAAUGAGACCAAGAAUGAUUAUUUUGAUGUCUAUGGUGCUCAAUCGAAAGCUGAAGUGGUUCUUCAACCUCCAGCACCAAACUCUAGGUUAAAAUUGAAGGAUCUGCAAGGGCUAGUGAGGUGGGUACUAGCAGAUGGAGAGAGUCCCAAGUGGAUUUUCGUGAAAAAUAUGCCGCUUGUGACGAAGGUGGUCAUGUUACACAUGCCGGGAUUGGACGCGGCGCUCUACAUGGAUCAUCCUGGUCUUUUCAAAAGCCUUAAUCAAUGUUGUGGGGUUCCUCGAGCAGCUGUUGGGUUUAGUCCUGUGGCAAAUCCAGCACAGACAGUGGAGGCCCUCUUUAGUUGCCAGAAGCCACAAUUGAAAAGUAAAAUUUUAGGUCUGAAGAGGGAGCACCCUUACUAUUCAAAUUCAGAUAGUGAGGAAGAUCAGGUGAAGGACGUUAAAUCUUCAGUCGGGGAAGUAGAGGAUGGGUUAUGGAAGCGAAGGAGGCUGGAGAAUGAAAGCUGUGGUGCGAGAUUCAACUCAAGCAGUAAGGAUCGAACGUCUUUUCCUGCUUCCUAUUAUACUUUGACGGCUCGACAAAUGCACGAAAACGGAUAUCCUAAAUUUGCUUUAGGGGAGGACAUUCCACCCGGUUUCGUGAGAACUCUUCCUGCCGCAGCGAACGUGACGCCUUUGGAGAUGAUUGCUGUGGAUUGUGAGAUGUGUUAUACACGAGAAGGGUUGGAGCUAACAAGAGUAUCAAUGGUGAGCUCACAAGGGGGUGUUAUUUUAGAUAAGCUAGUGAAGCCUGUGAAUCCUAUCACGGAUUAUAAUACACAAUACAGUGGAAUUACGGCGGCCAUGAUGGCUGACGUUACCGCAACUUUGAAAGACGUGCAGGAUGAGAUACUGAGGUCGGUGCAUGCAGAAACGAUAUUAGUUGGGCAUUCCGUGGAGAAUGAUUUGAUUGCUCUGAAGAUUUUACACUCUCUUGUGAUAGAUACGGCAUUGCUGUAUCACCAUCCGACAAGGGGGCCCAUGUGUAAGCCUGCUCUCAGAAUGUUGACCGGAAGGUACUUGAAACGAAAAAUCCAGGGCGACAAAGCUGGACAUGACAGUGUGGAGGAUGCGCGUGCGGCCAUGGAUUUGGCUCUUCUGAAGAUUAGCAAAGGUCCUGGAUUUGGAAAGAGGAUGAAACCGAAUUGUGAAAGCUUGAUCGAAGUAUUGGGACGCCAAGAUCGUCGUAGCUCAUUGAUAGAUAGAAGGCCGAUGUUGCUUCAGUAUGCCGUCGGUUCUUGUAAUGCGAUUAUCGCAAAUUCAGAUGAUGAGGUUUGUGCUAAAGCUGUGAAAGAAGUCAAGAAAACUGCAGUGAACUUUGUGUGGGCUCAGUUUUCGGACUUGCAUGCUUAUUAUGAGGAGCAGGCGCGAGCUACUCAAGAUUGGUCGGCCCGUAUGGCUGAAAUGGCUGCGAUGAUGACCUGCAGUACACUAAGUAAAUCCAAGAGUCUCACUGAUGACAGAGAUACAAACCCAGAAGCAAAGGCAGCUUGUAGAUUGUUACCUGAAGGCUUGCAAACAGUUUUGGCGAGGUUAGAUGAUCGCUUCAAGAAGUUGUAUGAUGCAUUGGAACCCAAUACCUUGCUCAUAGUAGCGACUGGCCAUGGAGAUACUGUUAGUGUUCGGCGGCUGCAGGAGCUCAAGUGGAAGUCUUUUCAAAACAAGGAAGCUAGCUCAAAGUGGACUAGGAGCAACGAAGAUGUUUUGGAAGAAUUCGCUGCUCGGGCAGAGACAAUGCUUGCUUUUACUUGUAUCAAGUAGACUUGCCUUGGAGUGAAUUGUUUCACGAAGCUCUGUGUACUUGUGUUUGCAAUAUGCACAUCAGAAAUCUUUGGAAAAAGUGCUAUGGUCGAGUGUUUUAAAAGCGAGCAGCUCGGAAUCCAAGGAAGCAGAAUGCAGGAAACAACGAAGUUAGGUUCUUGUUAUGCCCCGCACUUUAAGCGACCUAUGACGAACAUAAUAUGUCAGUCGAAUUUUAAUCUUGUCUUGAUAGUGACGGCAUUACGGUGACGAAACAAGCUACUAAACAGCAAGCUACUACAGUUGAGAUAAGUUCAGGAGUUGGCUCGUCUCCUCAUGUAUCAUAUCAACAAUUUACAGAAUGGAUCUCCUCUGGAUCCGAUUUUUGUCCA